AUCGGCGAUCUGAAUCACCGUCAAUCUGAUUUCGUUUCUGUUUGAAGGUACACGCAUUUAAUUUCUGUAUUUCCUCAUCUACUACUGAGCAGCUGAUUUGAGUGAGUUUCAUCAGAGCUCUUCUUCGAAUGUUGUUGAUUUUCUUUGGCUUCUUCUUGUGAUGAAAUGGUCAAUCACUUUCUGACAUAAAUUGAAUCAGGAAUGGAUCAAUAUGGGAUUCCAGUUCAGAGAAAAGAGAUGAAGCAUAAGGGGAGAAAUGUUGUAUGUCUUGGAAUGGAUAAGUGUUUGAUUGAAGCUUUGGCUCUCCAGGCCAAAAACGGGAACAAAGUUGACAAAUGUUUCAACGAUAGUGCUUACACUGCUGCUUGUGUUGCUGUUAAUGCUCGUUUCAAUCUUAACUUGACUAGCCAGAAAGCCAUCAAUCGCCUCAAGACCAUCAAGAAAAGGUACAAAGUGAUGAGAGACAUACUUAGUCAUGACGGAUUCUGGUGGAACUCGACCACUAAAAUGAUCGAUUGCGAAAGUGAUGAGCUCUGGAGAAGAUAUAUUGCUGUGUACCCAGAUGCAAAAGCUUUUAGGGGAAAGCAAAUUGAGAUGUACGAAGAACUUAGGACAGUAUGCGGUGACUAUCAAACUCCAGGUAAAUAUAACAAAGUGAAGAAUGAAAGCAGUCAUCAUCUUAAUGACGUAAAACGCUUUGAAGAAGACUCUGUUUCAUUCCCUUUAGCAGCAAGUUCUGAAGAACAUAGCGAUACAGAUGGAACAGAGUCAUACGCUGGAGCAAGUGAGUAUAUGCAUGAACAGUCUCAAGAUCUUCCUCCUCCUCCUCCUCGAGAUCCUUUAAGCCGACCUCUUAAACGUUCUCGAAACUCGGAUCCAUUUCAAGAAGAUGCAAUGUUAGCGGUUGCUUCUAGCAUUCGCCGCCUAGCUGAUGCAGUGGAUCAAAGCAAAACUUUGAUUAACACAGAGGAAUUGUUGGAAGCAGUGAUGGAGAUUGAUGGAUUGGAAGAAGCAAAACAGAUAAGGGAACUGUCGCUUGGAUUUAUGAGCAGCUUAGUUGCGAUUGGUCUCGCGAGUAAUGACAGAAGAAGACACGACGCGAAUGCUGCGAUUCUUGAAGCUGACGACGAUGAAGAGCUUCUGGAGAAAGUGAAGCAAGAUCGGAAGAAGAGGAUUGAGAGACAAGCUGUUCUUAAUUCUGCUGUCAAGGAAAAGGGGUAUUUGCAGGAUCUUGUUUACAAGUUAAGCAAAGUAGGACAAGCCAUUGAGAACAAUGAUCUACCAGCUGCAGGUUUGGUUUUGGGGAAAGGCAUUGAUACCGAAUGGGUCAAAACGGUUAAUUUGGCUUUCACAAAGGUCUUUCUUGCUCCUUUUAACUCUUCACAAGUUGUGAGACAAGCCCAGAAGAGAAUACAGAAGUGGGAAGCAUUAACUUCAUCAUUAGCUUCUCUUAUUACAUCAGUGAACAAGAACGAUAUAGAGUCAUCGAAGCUCGCUUUCGUGUCAUCGGCUGGUGCAUUUGAGAAAUGGACGACUUUGACAGCUUCCAUUGCCACCAGGAGAGUCCUCAUCGCCCUCCACGAGAAGAACCUCGACUUUGAGCUCGUUCAUAUCGAACUCAAAGACGGUGAGCACAAGAAGGAGCCUUUCCUCUCCCGCAACCCUUUUGGACUAGUUCCAGCCUUUGAAGAUGGAGACGUCAAGCUCUUCGAAUCAAGAGCGAUUACUCAGUACAUAGCUCACCAGUAUGAAAACCAAGGAACCAACCUUCUCCAAGCCGACUCCAAGAACAUAUCUCAGUAUGCAAUCAUGGCCAUUGGAAUGCAAGUAGAAGCUCAUCAGUUCGACCCAGUGGCUUCAAAGCUUGCUUGGGAACAAUUAUUCAAGUCCAUCUACGGCUUGACCACAGACCAAGCCGUUGUUGCAGAAGAAGAAGCUAAGUUAGCCAAGGUCCUUGAUGUCUACGAGGCUAGGUUGAAGGAGUUCAAGUACUUGGCUGGUGACACUUUCACUUUGACUGAUCUUCACCACAUUCCCGCGAUUCAAUACCUGCUCGGAACUCCCACCAAGAAGCUCUUCACCGAGCGUCCACGUGUCAACGAGUGGGUGGCUGAGAUCACCAAGAGGCCAGCUUCAGAGAAGGUUCUGUGAGAAAUUUCUAAAAGGAAAAAAUGGUUUUGCUUCAGUCACAGUAAUAAUGCUAAAAUUAAAUAAGCGGCUACCUCAUUGCCCAAUUUCUCAGUAUUUUCUUUCUGUUGUAUCCUCUGUUUUUGUUUCAGUUAUGUGAGUGUGUGUAUGUUCUCGAGAGUAUCUUUGGCAAAAACUAUUUAUCUAAUCUUCAGGCUCUUCUAAAAUAAAUCAAUUAGUUAACA
Arabidopsis arenosa is the source of this 2372-nucleotide messenger RNA. Lineage: Eukaryota; Viridiplantae; Streptophyta; Magnoliopsida; Brassicales; Brassicaceae. The record is from the annotation of a GenBank genome assembly.